Messenger RNA from Pelagomonas calceolata, 774 nucleotides. NCBI's taxonomy places the organism in Eukaryota, Pelagophyceae, Pelagomonadales, Pelagomonadaceae. The record is from the annotation of a GenBank genome assembly.
GGUCGGCCUCGCGCCGCGCGGCGACGGCCGCUGCGCGCUCCUUCAUCUUCGCCGCCUUCGCCGCGGCCUCGGCGGCCGGCGUGCGCACGGCGUCGGUCUCGGGCUCCGGAGGCGCCGCCUCGUCGACGGGUUCUGGCUCCGGCGCGACGGGCUCGUCGACGGGCUCCGGCUGCUCGGGCUCCGGCGCGGCGGGCUCGGGGCCGUCGCCGGGCACCGGCCGGUCCGGUUCCGGUGCCGGUGCCGCGGCGGCCGCUUCGGCCUCGGCAGCAGCAGCGGCUUCGGCCUCGGCCGCCGCGGCGGCCUCGGCGCGCGCCGCCUCCUCCGCCGCCGCCGCCGCCUGAUCGGCGGCUAAUCGCUCGGCAUCGACGCGCUCGGCCUCGAGGCGUUCAGCUUCCAACCUUUCAGCCUCCAGGCGCUCGAGCUCGGCCUUCUCGGCGGCGAGGCGCUCCGCUUCCAGCCGCUCCGCUUCUAGUCUCUCAGCUUCGAGCCGUUCCGCUUCCAAGCGCUCGGCCUCGAGCCGCUCGGCCUCGAGGCGCUCCGCUUCCAAGCGCUCGGCAUCGAGGCGCGCUGCCUCCUCCGCGGCCGCCCGGUCGGCCUCCGCCUGGCGGGCGGCCUCGGCCGCGGCCUCCUUGCUCGGGUCCGCGCGGCCGCCCCACCACGACCGGCGCGGCGGCGGCGCCGGCGUCGCGUCCUCGGCGGGCUCCGGCUCGGGCUCGGGCUCGGGCUCCGGUUCCGGUUCCUCCCACUCGGGCACCGGGUCGUCGGCGGGCGGCG